Molecule: messenger RNA, 1174 nt
Organism: Ctenopharyngodon idella (grass carp)
Lineage: Eukaryota; Metazoa; Chordata; Actinopteri; Cypriniformes; Xenocyprididae
Gene: tmem203
Product: transmembrane protein 203
Exons: 2
Coding region: 379-801 (140 amino acids)
Biological process (GO): intracellular calcium ion homeostasis
Cellular component (GO): endoplasmic reticulum
Source: RefSeq, a predicted model, not a curated record
UUGGAAGGUAAAUAGCUCAUCUCAGCUAGCUUGUGUUCAUUACAGUUGCUUAUCCACCGCUGUCAAUCCAUCCGUUCAUUAACGACAAUUUAAAAAUGUAGGUUAUCAUUAUUUGUUUGCCUUCAACCAUCACUGCUAAUGAUACAUGUAAGGUUUUGAUAGAGCAGUCAAAUGAAUCAGAAGUCAGAAGGUGGACCUGAUCCAUCUCAAAAGAAGCAUGAUGCUGCCAAAAUAGUGAAACACUCUUAAGUGGAGGAUUCUUCAUAGACUUGAAUAUCCAUUAACAUAUUUUAAUGCUUCGCUUCACUUCCAGUUUCUUAGGCUAGUGUUUGACCUCAGUCUCCCAAGUAAACAACGCUCAGUGUUACCCCAUUAAUAAUGCUGUUCUCUCUGCGAGAGCUGGUGCAAUGGCUGGGCUUUGCCACAUUCGAGCUGUUCCUCCACUUGGGCGCGCUGCUGGUCUUCAGCGUACUGGUUGCCCUGCACAUGGACCUUGACAAGCAGACUCUUGAGAUGAGCUGGUGGCUUGUCUUCUCACCCUUAUUCGCUGCUGAUGGCCUCAGCACUUACUUCACAGCCAUUGUAUCCAUCCGCCUCUAUCAAGAAGGAGAGAAGCGGCUUGCAGUGCUGCGCUUGCUGUGGGUGCUGACCGUGCUCAGCCUUAAGCUGGUGUGUGAGGUGCUGCUAUGCCAGAAAUUGGCUGAACAGGAGCAGGCACGUGAUUUGUGGUUCGGGCUUAUUGUUUCCCCGCUUUUCAUCCUUCUGCAGCUGCUCAUGAUUCGUGCUUGUCGUGUCAAUUAAAGGACAAAUGGUCUGCACACAUGCCAAUGGACUUAUGUGAAUGAAAUGGACUCCUGCAGGUGUCAUUCAAACCAGGAGGAAUGAAUUGUUGUGAACUGCAAAAUCAUUGUGACCUUUUUUUUUCUUUCUUUCUUUUUUUUUUUUUUUUUUUUUUUUUAUGUAUUCAACUGAAUUUCUGGCUUCAGCAUGUAAACAUGGCAUUUUAAACAAUGCUUAAAGUAAUGUGCAAUUUUUGAUUAUUAUUAUUGUCCUUAAGUGCUAUGAGAGAUUUGGUCUGGAUUUUCUCUGAAUACUGUAAAUGUUGCUUUAUCUGUGUUAUUACCUUUUAUUGUUGUUUGUACAAUUGUAAAUAAACCAUCAACAUUCAAACAUU